AUGAGCAUCGUGAAACCACAAGUUGGUUAUGUGCCUUCUCAGUAAUAAUUAAAUUUUAUAACUGAAUCGGAGUGUAUAAGCAUGUGUUUUCGUCUUUAAAAAUAUAUGACAACAAAAUGUUAUCCAACAGACGCCUAGUAUUGACGUGUGCCAUUUUUUUAUGCUGUAAUACUGCUCUCCUAGUCUUUUUCGUCAAGUUCAAUAUAGGUGAAAGGUGUUAUAUUACUAUUAACAAGGAUGAAUCUAUUCCCGCUGUGCUACCAGAGAACUUUCUAAGCAUCGGCAUAGACACUUCGCAAGUUCAACAUCACAAUACAUUGGAUUUCUCAAACAAAAGGUUUGGAGAAUUAGCUGCGGCGUUGGCACCGGCGCGAGUUCGCCUGGGAGGUACCCUCUCUGAUCUUCUCAUAUUUAGCGCUGACGAAAAUCCGCCUUUACCAUGUCAGCAUUAUGUACACACGUCCAACGACUCUGCUCACCCACCCCUAGAGUGCUUCUAUCUAACUGGCUCGAAGUGGACGCAAAUCAACGAGUUCUGCAAAGCGACUAAUUUAAAACUUCUUUUUACGUUUAAUGUCCUUAUGCGAAAUGAGCACGGCUGGAAUUCCCACAAUGCUCUGGAAAUACUGAAAUAUUCUCAUGAAAAAAAGUAUGACAUCGAUUGGCAGCUCGGUAACGAGCCUAACUCUUUCCAUCACGUUUUUAAUGUAACAAUCACUCCUCAAGUGCUGGCUCACGAUUUUAAAAAGCUAAGGAAACUUCUAAAUACCAAUGGUUAUAAAAAAUCAUUACUGGUUGGCCCCGAUACCACCAGGCCCCAGGAACAUCAACCGAAUUGUCUAAAAUAUAUGGUAGAAUUUUUAGGAAAUGGUUCACAUAGCAUCAGUGUGAGAUCAUGGCAUCAAUAUUAUCUCAAUAGUAGGACAGCAACAUUAGAAGAAUUCUGGAAUCCCAAAACAUUUGAUCUGUUAAAGGAGCAAAUAGAAACUAUGCAAAGUCACACAAAGGACUACAAUAAUAUUCCGAUGUGGCUCACAGAGACCAGCACGUCUUAUGGAGGAGGUGCCCCUGGGUUGUCCAAUACUUAUGCUGGGUCUCCACUGUGGGUGGAUAAGCUGGGUUUGGCUGCAAGAUACAACAUAACAUCUGUGUUCCGACAGAGUUUCUAUGGAGGCAACUACAGUAUGAUCGAUCAUGAUUUUGAGCCCCUUCCGGAUUGGUGGAUCAGUGUUCUCUACAAGAAACUUGUUGGCAGUAAAGUAUUGAAUCUCACUUGUAAGUGUUCUCAGUAUCAGAGAAUGUAUGCCCAUUGUGCAAACACAAAGUAUACUAGUGAUCCCACAGCAAUUACUAUUUAUGCUGUCAAUCUGCAGUUGGAAAAGGCAAAAUUUUUGCUAAAUGGCACUGCUUUUAAAAGUAACAAUUUAGACAUUGAUGAGUAUAUUAUAAGUGCGCCAUCUAAUAACAGAAAAACAAAAACCAUACUUCUAAAUGGAUGGCCAUUACAAUAUGAAUCAUCUGUUCCCAAUUUCAAACCAAACCAUAUAAAAUAUGGUAAUCACAUUUCAAUGCCGCCUUAUUCCAUUGGUUUUUGGGUUAUUAAAAAUACAUCAGUUGAAAACUGUAAGUAAACCUUUAAGAUUUUCAAUCUUGCUUAGGCUUAUUGUCUUAAAACUUGUCCAGACAAUGCAUUUUUAGUCC
Messenger RNA from Aricia agestis (brown argus), 1701 nucleotides. It is a transcript of the gene Hepa, whose product is annotated as heparanase-like. Lineage: Eukaryota; Metazoa; Arthropoda; Insecta; Lepidoptera; Lycaenidae. Gene Ontology annotation, molecular function: hydrolase activity, acting on glycosyl bonds. The record is from RefSeq and is a predicted model, not a curated record. The transcript has a single exon. Gene Ontology annotation, cellular component: extracellular matrix; membrane. Bases 117 to 1631 code for a protein of 504 amino acids.